Molecule: messenger RNA, 1285 nt
Organism: Emys orbicularis (European pond turtle)
Lineage: Eukaryota; Metazoa; Chordata; Testudines; Emydidae
Gene: RPUSD4
Product: RNA pseudouridine synthase D4
Exons: 7
Coding region: 35-1117 (360 amino acids)
Biological process (GO): enzyme-directed rRNA pseudouridine synthesis
Molecular function (GO): pseudouridine synthase activity; RNA binding
Source: RefSeq, a predicted model, not a curated record
CUCGGCCCCACCCCCUUCUGACAACUCCGGAAAGAUGGCGGUGUUGGGGAGCGUCGGCCUACGUCUCUGGGGCCCUGCGCCCGCCCUGAGUCAGAGCCUCCGGGCUUUCUCCACCACCCACGGGGCAGCCGCCGCGGUGAGCGCGGAGCAGCUGGCGGAGAAGCUGAGGGCCCAAAAGCGUGAGGAACAGAAACAGGAGGAGCCUAAAAAACCAGUAUUGAGGCGGGUCCGCGAACUGUCCCAGCUCAGCAAGCAGCUGCAGCGGGUUCACCCCAACGUGCUGGCCAAGGCACUGAAGCGCGGGAUCCUCUACCAGAAUGAGGAGCUUGUGGUGAUUGACAAACCCUACGGCCUCCCUGUGCACGGUGGCCCUGGGAUCCAGAAUUGCAUCACCGAUGUGCUGCCAAUUUUGGCCAAGAUGCUGGAUGGCAUGAAAGCUGAACCCCUGCACCUGUGUCACCGGCUGGACAAGGAGACGACGGGCGUGAUGGUGCUAGCAUGGGACAAGGACACAGCACAUCGGAUCCAGUGCCUCUUCAAAACGCGACAGGUGGAGAAGAAAUACUGGACAAUCAGCGUGGGGCUCCCAGUCCCCUCGGAGGGGCUGGUGGAUAUUCCCAUUGUGGAGAAGCAAGUGCAGAGCCACCAGUCGCACUAUAAGAUGACGCUGGCACCGAACUACCGCGUGUCUCCUGAGAAUGGGAAGAUGGUGAAAGUGCGCCGGAACCGAGAUGCCCACAGUGCUGUGACCCGGUACCGCGUUCUGGCUAGCUCUCCCUCUUGUUCCCUCCUGGAGCUCCAGCCAAUCACAGGAGUGAAGCACCAGCUCCGGGUCCACCUGGCCUAUGGAUUGGGGUGUCCAAUCCUCGGGGACCACAAAUACGCACAUUGGAGCAAGUUGGCACCCCAGAAGCUUCCCGAGAACGCUCUGAUGAGACUGGGGUUGGAACAGGCCAAAGUGCGUCACCUCCCCCUCCACCUGCACGCCCACCAGCUCACCCUGCCCAUGGGGACCAGCGGGGACAAGCAGCUGCACCUGGUCUGCAGGCCGCCCCGCUUCUUCACAAACGCUUUAAAGCGGCUGAAGCUGGAGAUUCCAGAGUCGCUAGAGAAGUGAGAGGAGAGCAGAGCUGCCUGUCUCCGCAGCCACCAUUGCUCUGAUGACGUCUGACUCUGGUCCUAGCCGCUGUGCGGUGCUGUCUACCUCAUGGGAGAAUGGGAUGAUGAGUUCAGUGGUCUCAGCCGCUCCAGGAAAACCUCAGCCAUUGGGGACAAAGUCUGUCCA